AUGUUUCUGAAAUACUGCAUACCACUGGCUAUCCUUCUCGGGUAUGGGCUUUCUAAGGGCGUGACAGAUAUUUCACGGCAAUUGAAUGGCACUGUCACUGGUAACCAGACCCUUACGCGUGCAGAUGGUCCAUACUUGGUCACCAGUGACCUUGUUGUCUCAGAAAAUGCUAAUCUUACCAUAGAGCCUGGUGCAAUUCUAAAUUUUGUUCCAUCUGUGGGGAUUCGUGUUCGUGGAUCGUUUCAUGCAAAAGGGACACCGUCGCAGAGAAUUACUUUCCGAGCGGUUCCCUGUGGAGAAACAAGUUUUUGCAAUAAAACUGAUGGGGCUUUAUUCUACAGUCACGGGAUAAGACUUGUAGAUGGAUCAUCCUACAACAACGGACGCCUACAGCUGCAGUAUAAUGGAAGGUGGGGGACUGUCUGCAACGACUGGGGGUCUUGGGAUCUCAGAGAUACGCACGUGGCCUGCAGACAUCUUGGCUUCCUUAGGGGAAAGCGGCAUUACUAUGAUCGCGGUAGCGGCCCCGUGAUAAUGAAGACAGUUGGCUGUAAAGGAACUGAAAAGAGUCUAUGGGAUUGUUCUUACCAUUCAUCUUCGUGUGGUAAGUUCACUUUAGUCCUAAGCAAUGCUUUUGUUGUUUGCCGCAUGUACCUCUCCAUGGAAAUAUUCUCUUUCUGGCCGUAAAGCAAGUGAUUACCGACAAAACUAUUUAAUUUUUCCAUGAAACCAAAGUAACUUAACAUCUUUCUCUGUUUAAUGACUUUAGUAAUAAUCUAUUGCAUGGGGUGAAUAUGCACAAGAGGGGAUAGAAAUAUGCCUUCAUAUUUGGUCGGGUAAAUUCUAUUUAAUUCAUGUACUAUGACAAGCUUUUACUACAAAAGUAUUUUUCUCACUAAAAAUCCUGUCUCACUAGUUAUAAAGUACAGGUAGCAAAUGCGCGGUUUCUCAACGUUUUAGUCACCGUUUCUGUGGAAGCGGGUACCGGAGACAACCUCUCCUCCGCAAAAACGUUCGUGAUGUCUACAUUAACCCUUUACACUCUAAUAUCAGUACUCAUAUUCUCCAUACUGUUCUCUGUACAUUUACCAAGGUGCUGGUAGAAUUUGUCUAACAAUCAAGAGUUUCUUUAGUUGGUGAUCAUUUCCUUUAUUUUAUGACAUUAAUGUGAGAUUCAGUGGUGAUAUUGUAAGGAGAAUGAAUGAUCCCAAGUUCAGACUUCGCUAAGCAUUUGAAUGCUUGGUUCACGCUCUUUUCAACCUUCCUUCUAUUUUCUUAGACAUCAGGCUGAGCUAAAUUUGGAUUUCGUGAUAUGAAAUUUUUGCUUUGAAACCAACACUAUGAAGCUGAACACUUCAUGUGGCUAUCGGGUAGGGGACUUUAACUCUCCAUUUGAAAAUAAAUUUUCCUGAAUGGUCAACCCACCCGUCCAAAUUGAAACCCUUAUACAAUUUUAUUAAUGUUUAGAAAAACAGUGCAUGGAAGAGGUUGUGUCGAGGUUGUGUCGAGGUCGUCAGAAACCAUUUCAAUAAGGACUUUCGUAAAAGCGUCAAGGUACAAAAUCGGCUACUUUUAAGCCACCAACCACAAUUCUAUAUUAAUUCUAUUUUAUCCCUUUUAUUUUCCAUUACAACGACAUAUAUUUCAGCUCACAGCCAGGACGUUGGCAUCGAGUGUGACACUCUCUUGCCAUAUUUGGCCGAGACUUUUUACUGGAAAGGUAUUUACUUCAAGCCGACGAAUUCUUCUGAGAAAAAAGGGAGCUCUUCGCUGGAGCACGUGGACAUUGAAAAUGCUCUCGAGGGCGUAAAUGCCGUAAAAAACGCUCCAGAUUUACUUCAUAUUACAAUCAACGGUAGCGCCUCCGGCUUAAAUAUAAAAGAACUUGCGAAACCCUUGGCCGUAUUCGAUUCUUCAAUCCUGGGGCCUGUACUGGUUGGUGUGAACAUCGAGAGCUCUUGUGGUAAUGUUGUUAUUGAAAACGUCACAGUUCAGAAUGCACGAUUUGGAGGAGGUCUCAUCUAUAAGCGCCUGGCAGUGAAUUUCUGUUCCGUCAUUCCAGAGGAAGCUUCUUUUCCUUUGCUCCUAGAUGCCGCUGGAAAUCAUCAUCCAGUUAAUUGUAGGAAGGUAGGAACGAUUGUUUUAGUUAAAAUGUCUGAGCGAUUUGGGUAAAAUGAACUACGGAGUACGCUUUGAACUCAAAAAUUCUCCGAAGUGAACUGUAGAAUAUCUAUACAUAUCCAUCACCUUUUCCAUAACGAGUUUUUUAGUCGAUUUCUGAUCCAAGUUUCCUGAGCUGUAGUUAAAAUGUACAGGUGUUUGUCACGUUUUGGUACAUAUUUCAUUCAAGAUUUUAAAAGGUAGAACGACAAGCUCGCAAUGGCGAAGGAUUUAGUUUUUCUAUCAAACCAGGGGAAUCCUUUGAGGAAACAACAUGGUCUCCAUGAGCUGAAUGUUCUGGAUCCUUGGCUAUUUAAUUAGAAUUGAAAAAAAAGACAAACAUUUUGAUGAUUAUCGAAAUAAUGUGAAUUAGACAGGACACUUCUUCCCUGUUAUAGGUGGUGGUUUUUUUUUUCAUGUACAAUGGGGAAGAUCACAAUGCAAAAAGACAAACCCUGGUAAAGAGCAGUUUCAUUCUUCCCCAUAUGCAGACACCAGCUUUCAACCAUACAAAAUUUGUAGCCAACGAUUGAAAAAAUAAGUUUUCUUUGAAGGCUGGAAGAAGAAAACACUUACAUCAAUGCCUCUUCUUCCGUUUUAAUCUGUCAAACGAAGUCAGUUCGCACCUCUCGAAUGUUCAGAAUAUUUUUCCUCAAAAAGAAAGUAUUUAUAAAAGACAUCUAAACAGUCAAAAUGGUGAGCCAGGUUUUCAUGGAAGGGAGUUACCCGAUCGAGCACCUCUAUAAACUAGCCGUAACUUGUAACCUAGAGACAUACUUAUCUUCCAGUGAAAGAAAUGAAAAAACAUUUGCAUUCUUAAGAUUUUCAGAGCUUCACCAGGAAGAAAGAUCUCUGUGUAUUUGAGAAUAAUAAAUGGAAGUGGAUUCGAGCUAAAUAUUACCGAUGCAAGCACAGAUAUCAAAACCCAACUGCACAGAAUUACAAGUGACUUCAAUGGAAGGACAUUUAAGACUGGUUAUACUUCUAUAUUGGAACUUUCCUUCUACUCUAAAGGCAGUUCCAACUUGGAAAUGGUCGUUAUGGAAGAUCAAGGUAGCUCUGUUUCUAGUUAUCUCUUUAGUAAGUAGGUAGUAAGUAAGUAGGUCUAUCUGCUGUUCGCUUGAGCAGUUCGGUCGGUCUGUCGGUUGUCCACUCGGUUGUUUACCUGUUCUUUUGAUGGGAGGUUCUUUCGAUCAGUCAGUCGGUCGCUGAGUCAGUUGGUCAAUAGGUAAGCUAGUUGCUCAAUAAAGAAUCGAGCAAAAGAAGUAAUUAACUAUUCAAUACGAAGACAAAAUUAAUGCCCCCAAUAAGUCUAAAAUUUUUUUGGAUGAUGUAUGCUCUUCGUAACACUAACCCAUUGGCUUUUUAUCAUUUGUAGGCGGGACUUCAUCACUUGUGAUAUCUAACAGUACCUUUUCUAACAAUUCUAAGUCUGGUAUUACCGUUGACAACUUGAUCGGUAAUUCUCGUAUCUCCCGGACAACGGUGAUAGGGAACAACUACAACGGACUCUACAUAACUAAGACAACAGGUACUUUAGAAUUUACCGACGUCAAAUCCUCGAAAAACCAAGCGUCAGGAAUCGUAGUCGAUGCUGGAACUCUUUCAUUCCGAAUGUCUGACAGCCUUGUUGAAGAAAAUGGUGGUCAAGGAUUGCACAUCUUAAACCAGGUCAACUCCACGAUAAAGAUUUACAACUCACAAUUUGUUCGUAACAGUAACGGUGAAGGAGUUUAUUUACAGGCAUUUCGCUACUGCUAUGUUCGACUAGUGGAAGUACUGUCUCUUGGAAAUUCGCAAAAUGGGGCUCUGUUUACGAGAUUAUCCGAUACCAGAUUAAAUUUCAGCUCUUGUAAAUUUGAUGGAAACUCAAAUAUAGGAGUUUACACUGACUACUUUUUUAGAGGAGGACUUAACUUGGAGAAGAUUUCUACCUCAAACAAUUAUAGAUCUGGUUAUGCUUUCGAAUUUGGGGAUACCAACAUAAACAUACAGUCUUCGUCUUCUCUUGGUAACGGAAGAGAUGGUUUUUUCGUGCAAAAUCAAGGAGGAGAAGUUGUCUUAAAGGAUUUUAUUGCUGGUGGCAACAAACGAAACGGAUUGUGGUUUCAAGAUACCAAAUCAGCUCGUCUUCGAUCAGUUUAUCUUCUAAACUGUAAUGUUUCAGGGAACAGUCAAUACGGUGUGCUGUUUUAUCUUACUUAUAGAAUUGAUCAACGCCCGGAGAACUAUGUCAUUACGGUUGCAAACUCCGCAAUUUUCAACAAUUCUCUUGGUGGUUGUAAGAUCUAUCCUUCAAAUUGUGGUUGGGGAAACGAUCGGUGGCAGAGAAGCGUUCAACUUUUAUUCACUGGUAAUAAAGUAAAGGGAAACAAAAAAAAUGGUUUGGAUAUCCUUGGCCCGGAAUGGUACGUGUUAUCUGCUGUCUUGGCCAAUAACAUAUAUUACGAGAACAGUGGACUUGCUCUGAUAGUAAGACACGGGCAAAGGUGUUUCCAUGAGGAAUCCUCACCCUUCAAUCUGCAGGUUUCAUCAAACAGCUUUUUGAAGAAUAAAGGAAAGAACAUACUUUUCGUUGACUGCGGAACGUUACCCACAAAAUGCCGUGUCGCCAUCAGAAACAACACGUUUCUAGACAAUCAAAGAAUCCGGCUGUUUUCCAACAAUUACCUUCGUACUAAAACGCAGGCAGUUUUAGCUGUAAACGGAGGCAACGUUACCGUAAAGUUUAAUUCGUUUAUCAAUCCUUUGUUCUCUCACGAAUUAGCAACUCUGCUGAAAGACCGCGAACACGUUCUUCUCGCGGAAGAAAACUGGUGGGGAACAAGAGAUGAAUGCAAAAUAAAAGACCGAGUGUUUGACUUUGAAGAUCGAGUGGAACUUGCACAGAUCCAAUAUUAUCCAUUUUUGGAUUCCUACAAUUCAACCAGCUCUGAAUUACACGAUGGUGUCAGACCUUUCUGUUUUCUUCGAGGUAACAAGUUAGGAGGAACAUUAAAUCAAGUCCUCAAUAUUACAAACCAAAUUGAUGCCUACCAAGUUAUAAGCGAUGUCACAAUAUUGCCUGACGGCGUUUUGUUUCUCGAAGGAAACAUCACUUUAGAAUUUCCAUUAAAGAGCGUUUUCCUAGUGCAAGGAAAGGUUAUUAUAAAAGGUAAUAAAAAAGAACGGGUGAAGUUCCUUCCAAGGAGACCAUUGCAACAGGACAUUAGACUCGUCGGAGGUCCUGCUCCGUGGGAAGGGGUAGUUGAAAUAUGGAUCAACAGUACGUGGAUGCCAGUUUGUAUGCAUACCUAUAGACGCGAGGACGACAUAGUAUGCAGACAAUUGGGGUACGAACCGGUGGACUCUUAUUACCAUGACCCAAGUGGAAAAGAAGAAAUGUUCCUACAUAAUGUCAGAUGCGACACAGGUCAAGGAGACAACAUCACCAUUUGCAACAAAAACAACUGGAUUUCAUCAUCAUCAUGCAUGAGAAAUGUUUUGUAUGUCGGUUGCAAAAUCCCAUACUGGGCUGGCGUUCACCUUGCUGUGACUUCAAAGGAAAGCGUCUUCAGCGAUGUUGAGGUGCGCUAUGCAGGUUUUCCAUAUAGAAAAGACCUGACUAUCCCCGGAAUCGCCUUCAGAGUGGACCUCCCACGUCACGUGAUCAGCGGUGUCUUUGUGAGUAAUUCUGCUGCCAUUGGUUUCCAGAUUAUGUAUCCAGACCUUGUAAAAGAUUCAUUUAAAAUCGAGAACUCAACAAUUGCUAAAACUGAAUCGGAUGGAAUACGUUUGGAGUCUCCAUUUCUUGAGUUCCUGAGUACAAAUGUUGUAAACACAAAAGGCUACGGAUUUUCGUAUCGUUAUAACUGGAAUGCUCUCAACACACACGUUGUAAAAAUGGCAGAUGCGACCAUGAAGAAGUUUAUGGACAUAUGCACUGAAAGUGAAACAUUUAUUAAUGACUCUAGUGAGGUGUACUAUCUAGUUGUGACAUUACGUAGCGGAGCAGCCUGCAAGGCCAUAAUUACCGUUCCAUCGGAAUAUACAAUAGGAUUGCAGCUAGUCUAUCACAAUGUAUAUGGCACAGCUUUCCGCGUGUACAGUGGAACAGACAAGACAAAGGGCACUCUCUGGGAUAUCCAUAUGUUAAAAUGGUAUAGCCGUCCUGCUUGGAUGUCUGGCAAUAACUCAAUCCUACUGGAGAAAAGAUAUGGCUAUGUGGAUGAAGACGUCACGGUGCAUUUUCUACUGUUUCUCGUCAAAAGUAAGUUGAGCUAUUAUUUUAAUUAUAUCGAGGUAAGCAGUGAUCCUCGUCGGUAGACUGCGAUUUUUGCAAUUGCAAAAAUAUGCUUCGGGCUUCGACAGACGUUGAACCCUUUCGCUCAGAUGCAAUUUGGACGCUAUUUGCAAAAGAUCUCCAAAGCCACACAGUUGGGAUGAUGCAAAUCCUUGAGUUCAUCUUUUUGUAAGCUUCUAAUCUGUGAUCAUAAAGAAUUUUUUUUUGUUUUCAACUAACAGGUGGUGGAAAGACGAAGAUCAGAUCACCAAACCUUGUAAUAUCCCAAAGCAAUUUCAGCCACAACGGUGAAGGUGGAAUUUUGUUGGGUGGAGAUAACGCAGGAAUAGUUGAAAUCGAAAACACGGAAGUACGAGACUCACCCAAGAAUGGCUUAUCGACAGCAUUUUCCCAUGUUAACAGCUUGAAGCUGCUGAAUUGCCAGUUCGUUAGAAACAAGAUUGGAAUCAAGCUCUCUUCAUUUUCAGGUAACGUGAAUAUCGAGAACACCAAAGCUUUUAACUCGACCGAAAAUGGACUAUAUGUGGACACGAACGGUAAAAAAACAAUCCAUAUUGAAAAUGGUGGUGUUUUCCAUAGCAAUGGAUAUGGGCUUUUUCUGGUUGGUAGAUUUGCCGAAGUGAAACUUUCUGCAACCGGGAUAUUUUUUGGAUGGAAUUCUGCAUCUUCUGUUUAUGCCCGAAGUAUUUAUGGUUGCAGUUUGCGUUGUUCAUCCUAUACCUCCUUUACAAACUGUACAUUUUAUGCCAACCGAGGCCCUGUAAUAGACAUUAAUGAGUCUCCACACUCUAAUCCAUGGCAAUUUGACGGUAACCUUUUCCUAAAUAACACUCAAGGUCCAAUUAUUUUGACUACGCGUUAUACGGGUAGAUCUCACAUUCCUGGAUUAUUUGUGAGAAAUAAUAGUUUCUUGUUCAACUUUUGCAAAGAUAAAAGCGUCAUAGACAUAAUAGGAGGCACAAAAAUUCUGAUCAUAGAAGGAAACAUCUUCAAACAAAACUAUGGGAGAUCCGUUUAUGUAGAAAAAACCUCUCCUUCAGGCGCAACUAUAAGAAGUAACGUUUUCACGAACAAUAGCUGCCUGAAUUGUGGAGUCAUUGAGAUUCAGAGGAUAGGUAAAGACAUCGCAAUUGUUGGUAACAUUCUUAAAUCGAAUAAAGGACAGUUUAUGGUUCUUCUCCAGUGCGAAUACGUUGUAGGAAUGAACACUGGCAUGAAGAAUGUAAUGUUUUUGAACAAUUUGCUCCUGAACAACGUGGCUGUAUCAUCAAGUUCCCCAACCUGUCAGUUAAAAGUCUCUGGAUUUAUGGAAUGGAGAACAUUUUCCAUCAAUUUCAACAGAUUUAGAGGCCAAGACUUCUCAAAAGAACUUUGUGUAAGCACCCAUGCCUCCUCGCAUGGCAGCACAGCACAAGCUACAUUAAACGUCUGGGGUUAUGAUGACGAGGAAGAAAUCAAGAAGAGAAUCUAUGAUGCUGAAGACAACUACGAACAGACAUUCGUAAUUUUUCGUCCCUACAUCAGUAAUGCAGGAAACACAAUAAAGGGUUCGCAAGAAAAUACCACCUUUAACGCGCUCUCGAAAAGCUUUCUGGGAGGAAGGAUAUUAUCCAACAUUCUUCUAAGAAAAGAGAAAAGUCCCUAUACAGUUGUGUCCGAUGUCACUAUUCUGCCUGAAGCUUCACUUUCAAUUGAUCCUGGUGUUGUGGUGCAUUUUAUGCCAGGGGUCGGCAUGUUGGUUCUUGGUUCACUAUUUGUGGGCGGAAAUGUACAUCAACCUGUCAAAUUUUCUCUUUCAAAAAUUACAAAAGAUGACGAUUUUCUCAAAAUUCGAUUAGCCGGAGGUAAGUUCCCUUGGGAAGGACGUGUAGAGAUACUUCACAACUGGAAUUGGACCUCACUGUGUUUCAAUGAGACGCAGGGCAAUAAAACUAAUGACGCAAAACUGAUAUGUGAACACCUGGGCUAUAAAGCACCAUUGUCCAUCAAUCAUUCCCAUUGCGAAUCGUCCGGCCCUUGGGAUACUUGUGCCGCUCUUCAGUGUAAAGGAAUUGAGUUAGAUUUAGCAGAAUGCUCUUUAUCUUUCCAAAACCUUAGCUGCAACAUGUCGUGUCAUCUUGUGUUAAACUGUGGCGAAGGAAGGCCUUGGGGAAAUAUCAGAUUUCUUCGCGAAGCUAGGAACACUUCAAACCUGUCAACAUCAAGUUUAAAACACCUCAGAAUUGAGCACUGUGGCGAGAAACAUGGCCAAAACGUUGCUGCUAUUGAAAUGAUUCAGUACGUUGCAGAAGUAAAUCAUGUGACUGUUCUUAACUGCACAUCUGGUGGUGUGAAGGUUUGGUUCCCAGAAAAAGAGGUGAUUAUAACGAACAGUUCCUUCGUUAAUACCGGAGGAAAUGGAACCGAUUUUAUCAGCACGAAAAACAAUGUUACACUUAAAAACGUCAAAUCGAUAAGAAACGAGUUUGGACUGAGUUUUCAUGAAGCUUACGGUAAUUGGUUUCAUACUAUUUCAUACGGGAAAGUUAAUCUGUGCUCCCCACAAAAAGUGGUGAAUGUCAUGGAUCACAAUGUAUUCGUUUACUUUAGGGCGCCAUUCGUGUCUUUCUCAGAUCUAGAGGUAUCCUGCCAAAUAAAAGUUCAAACAGGGGCAAGCACUGGUUUUGCCAUCCAGCUACUAGUCCUAAAAAAUAUAAGAUCUUUUUGGAUAGAAUUGCCUGAUAGACGUGCUAUCUUCAGGACUUAUGGUAGCAGCCAAGGUCUACUCUCAAAAAGAAACUUGAUCAGCUGGGAUUCUUUUAGAGUCCACUUUGAUGGACGGUACAGUAGCGAAAUGCUUUUGCAAAUUGAACGUGUUGAUAUCAAAGGUUAGUGGCUAUGAAAUUAUUAUUAUUAUUAUUAUAAUUAUCAUCAUGACCAUUAUCAAUAUCUUAUCACUCUCAUUAUCAUUACUAUCGUUCUCUUUAUCGUUAUCGUCAGUGUUCGCUAUCGUUAACGUCAGCAUUUUAGUUAUCAUUAUCAUUAUUAUUAUUAAUUAUUGUCGUCAUCCUUGUCAUGGUCAACACUUUUUAUUUCUUUGCCUGUACAUAAAACACAGGCCGCACAUGAAAAGAAGCGGGGGGAGUCCAACUUUGAAUUAGGAAACAUUGAUCUUUUUUUAUUCUUUUUUCAAUCUAGAGCCAAAACAAGCUAAAAACUUUAAAGACACGUCAAUUUUACAUACUUCAAGUUGAGAAAAAUUUGUGAUUCUGUAUUUGCAAGAACUUUGGUGUCAUACAAGUGAUAGGAAACACCCCCAUUCUAGAUUCGCUACCGUAACGUCUGUGCUCUGUUUAACAACUGUUCAGUAACACCGAAGUGUAUUAUGUGAAUGGGCAAAAUGUGCCAAUACGAUGGGAUCUGACAACAAGUCUGCCUAAUUUUCUUCAGAUAUUCCAUGCUCAUUUGACCGGGGAUUUUGUGACUGGAGACGCUAUCCCAAAUCACAUUUUGAAGGAAUUGCCUUGAGGAAGAGAUGGUAUUUUGGAAACAGUCGUUAUGACCACACCUAUUCAGGAGGCAAUGGUGAGUUGUAAUAAGUAAUAGAAGAUUGAACUUUAAAGAUUUUAGAAAGGACAUUCGAAUGCGUUAAUCUCUUAAGUUUUCAUCUAUCUUGUGACCGGAUAUGAGUUGGCUUAAGUGAAAGCUCCAAUGUCCUAUGAAGUAGAAAGUUAGGUGGAAGGGCUGGGAACUCCUUCCGUCGACAAAACGUUUUCCUUCCGGCCGCUUUUGUGGAUAUUAUUCUUCCAGUCGAAAACUUAGAUAUGGAUUACAGGACUAUGGGUGACUCAGUGAAACGUUCUACCUUGUCGAGUGAAUCGGAAUUUCUUGAGAACGACUUUCCGUAAAGUCAAAAGAUCGUUAAAGGUCGUAAGAACAGCAGCACAACCAAAACUGGGACUACAAAUUUUUCCAGAUCAGCACCCGCCAGAUAAUAUUUAAUAGAGACGACCCAAUGGUAAAAUUAGAAUCGGGAAAAAGGACGCAGCGAUGUUGUUGAAGAACUCGAGCAAAACUUACUAGGAGUGCCUGAACGAGCUGGAGCAGCGACUUGCAAUUGCCAAAGAAUAAAUAAUGAAGGAACAAAGUCAGGGGUGCGUACAUUCAGUUGAGUUAGAGGCAAGCGAUCAAACAACUAAACAGUAGAAUGACAUAGAGGGAAGACUGGAAUUGUGCCAAUUUUGCGUUUAUUUGCGGGAAAAAGGAGAGAACUUAACACAGCCGACAGCCCGCUCUCCAUGUAACAAAUUUACCCUUCCGUCCGCCGGCAAGUUUGCCGUUGCUCUAGAAAACUUCUCCCUAAGCCCACCCCGAGAAAGAAAGAUUUUGUCACAUUCAGGUCAUUAACGAAGUUUUUGAAUCUCGCGCUCGGAAAUCGGAUACGCGUCGGUUCUUACAAACCUUUGUUCUUAUAACAAAAGAGCCUCAAAGCUGUCAACAAUGACAAUGCCCAUAAAAGGAUUAAAAAAUCGUGCCAUUGUUAGCAAAAUCCCAACCCAAAGUUUGAUAUGGUUGGUGGCCCGAUAACAUUGUGGUCUCAGGAAUUCAAAAUACUCCGCCAGGAUCUUCCUAAUCGAAGUCGCGGACUUUGAUGUGUCAAUCUCUGAGCUCUACAUGUCAACCUCUAGUACUCUCAAAUGAUUGGCUGAGAGGAGCAAUCGUGAAACUGUAUGAAUUUCAAUGCCGUUGAUCAAAAAGAAAUUUCGUAUAAACUAUGAUCCUGUACAUGAACUUUCGAAAAUCUUGUUGAUAUUAGCUCAUCAAGAAGGGGAAUAAUCUUGGGCAAUUUCAGCUGAAGUAAUAGUGAGCGCAAGAGAUUUUUUGGCUCUCCCCAUGUUUUUCUGUAGAAAAUUUAAAGUUUUGAAACUAAACCUUUAAGGUGCCAUACAUUUUCACAGUGUCAAAUUUUAUCAGAUAUUUGGUAACGAAUCGCAUCCCCUGUCUUUAAGAGUACCAUUACUUAAAAUACGAUCGUUAAAACAGCAACAAAUGCGAGUAUCUGUCAAAGACAAAAUAAAAUUUCAUCUUUGAAUUAUAUCUUACGCAGGGGGGUUACUAUAUCUUUGGGCGUUCUGGGGAUCUGGUUAUGGUGCCUUUACCAGCCCAUCAAUUUCCAGCGACAACAAUUACUGUUACUUGGUGUUCUACUACAUGCGGGAUGACUACUACUCCAGGUUAUCAGCAUCGCUGUCCAUUUUUCUUAUAGAAGACAUAAGUAAUUCUUCGACCUUGCUCUGGUCUAUAAGCGAUUACGUGACUGACUGGAAAAAGAUAGUGAUUGAGCUACCCUAUACUAAUGCCAGUUACUCGAUUGUGGUAUUGGGAUAUGAAGAGUACAAGACCGGAAUUAAUAUCGAUGACCUAGCCUUCGUCAGUUGUGACCCAUGUAAGUAGUGAUAUAUUUCAAAUUGACGUAUACAUUACAGGUGAAUUGAACAGGCAUGACCUGGUUAACUAACUGGGCGGUAAUAAGCGAAGUACAUCAUCUUAUCCAGUACUAAUCUUUCCAACCUCAAAAAAACUGGGGAGCACCAUAUUUACAAUGUAAACAAUAAAAUCCUCAGUGUUUCACGAAAAACAUGAUAAGCAAAGAAAUGACACCGUGACAGCUAAAUAAUUGCCUCCUUAAGUUUUAUUCGUCCACAAGAAAGUGUUAGAGAACUUUUUAAUUGGUGAAUGUUGACAUGCAUGGCCCUGUGCGCAAGUUUUUUAAAAACAUCCUAGCUUUUGACAAAAAUGGUUCUUUGGUCAGCCAGCGUUGGAGAAAUCGGGGGAACUCAUCUUCCCUCAGUUGAGGUAUUGUUUUCCGUUGGUGAUGUUGAAGUUAUGUGGUAAACUUAUCAAUAUAAGAAGGUGAUUUUUUAAUGUCUCUCUUAUAAAUUUAGUCGACAUUUCCAAUUCAUAAACAGAAAAAUGCAUUAAGGCUUGAAGAAGAUAAGUGCAGCCAGGAAACUAAAUCCGAAAGUAAGAUAAUCUUCUUUGAAGCUUGUUUGCCUUGUGUUGUACUAUGAAAAGAUAAAAAUUUCAUUUUCUUAACAGCUGCUACUGCUGUACACCAGGUAACUGGAAGUGCUUUUAGUGGUAACGAGAAACAAGGUAUACAUUACACGACAACUCAAAGUGAAAGCCGACAUAUUUUCAGAGUAGAACGUUGUCAGGUAACAAACAAUGGUCUGAAUCCAGUCCUUAGUGGAAGCUUACCAGGAGCGAUUCACCUCAAUGCUUCAAACCAAGUGUUUGAAAUAGUCAAUAACUACAUUGCUGGAAAUAACAAUGGAGGUAUUUAUUCCGAAGUACUCAAUGAAGUGUCCACGACAAGACCACCGGUCAGCCAUAUCCAUGCAAACACAAUAGAGUACAACAAAGGAGGCAUAUUACGCGUAGAAGGAGUUUCUGGGCCCUAUAUGAAUGUUAACGUGAGCAAUAACUAUUUUUCUCGAAACUUGGCGCGAGGUUUUGAUGGCAAAGCAAAUAGCGUUUGUGUCAUAACAAAGUUGUGGGCGAUUGUUCAAGGAAAUUUCUUUUAUAGAAACGUCGGUCAUUACGUUUUGCUGUAUGAUAAUUCUCAAACAAGUACUGUUGGUCUUCGAUUUGUGAAUAAUACAUUGUACAAGAACGGUGCAAGGGGGCUCGAUGUUAUCUACGGAGCGACUAUUCUGUGCAAUGGAACAGCAGAAAUUCAGGGAAACGUUUUUCAGAAUCCUAACAACCGUUACCAAUUCAGUACCACAAUGAGAGGGAGUCCAAUCACAGUAAACGCCACUUUUAAUUGGUGGGGAGAGAAUGUGCCAAAUCUGAUUUCUUCUCUGAUUAUGGAUAAGUCAACGGAUUAUCGACUGUCCAUAACAGUUGCGUUCCAGCCGUUCGUCAAGCUACCACCCCAAACAGCUAUAUCAGGUCAAUAUUUUUUGGACUUCCAGGUUCAAGUCUAUCUUUUAUGUUGUUUUGGUGUCUCACUCUUUCACCUAAAAAUGAACCUCUUUGGUAUCAAAAUACUGUUCGGCUACUUAAAACAUCAAUGUUCUAUGAAAAUGUUUAAAACUGUUAACUCUUUUCUCAAGUAAAUCGAAAUUGACUGUGUUUUGUUUUAUGUUUUUGGAUUUUUUUCAUCUAUUUAUCCUAUCUUAGAAUACAAAACUGCUCAUCAGUUUUUAGCUCAUCAAUUUUCUUUUUAGUGUCUUGCCCGCCUGAAUGGAUUAAAGACGAAGAGAUGUGUUUCAUGUACAAAGGAGGCUCCUCCACUUUCACUGACGCCAAGAAAUACUGCGAGGUAAGCGCGGUUAAUACUGACACUCUAUUCCAGUCUCUCUUCUUCUUGUAUUUUGGCUGUCUGAUUAUUUUUAGUUUUUUCAUUUAUUUCUCUUUACGCUAUUCAACUUUUCUCGAUCUUAUUUCCUUUUGUCCGCUCGAACUGAAACUAGAUGAAAUUAAUUUUGAGGUGAAAUGAAUACACAAGGGAGCAAGGCAAUUAAGCUUAGGGCGACUUGACCUAGGGCGAUAUGGGGGCUUCGCUUCUUCUCCUAGUUCCUCGCAUUCGCCUUCCUCGAACCGAAUUUUGUUCCUUUAUUAGAAAAGUGCUAUAUGCUCGCCUAGCGUGUUAUUAAUUAUAUGUUCGUUUGUAGAGUUAUGGUGGAAAUCUCGUCACCAUGCUUUCAGACGAAGACAAACGACUCAUAAAGCAUCUUCGACAGAAAGAAUCCUUGGUUCAUUCAGGCGUGUUACCUUCCCUGUGGACCAUAAGCAGGCGCUUUUUGAAAGAGGUGAGGAAACAUCAAGCUCUAUAUUUAGUUUCUUUCCCUCAGGUAUUUUCUAAGUAAUUUGAUUGCCCGAUAAUAUCAUGGGCACCAAAUUAUACUCAUAGCCUCGAAUCAACCCGUGUCGACUCUUCUUUACACGAUGAGUAUUGUUUGUAGAUGAACUAAGAACAUCAUCCUCGUGAAAUGGGUUUAAAAAUCAGCACAAGGCUUUAGACAUGCAUUUUUGUCGGUGCGAGGUCUUCGUAUUAACACGUUUUGAAACAAGAAUUGUAAUACUUUUAAACUGUUAUUAUCUAAACGCAAAUGAAUUUUUUCGCGGUUUUGCUUUAGUGCCACAACAUCUUCCUGUACACAACGCGAGACCUGUUCGCCGUUCUGGCACCUUCGGGAAGGUUGGGAUGGGACUUCGUCAUUUCUUAUGCAACAAAAUAUUUUUUAAGCUGAAAUUUUCUUAAUAAUGGUGGGGUAAUUUUUACCGACGAUAGAGAAACAAAAUAACCUACUUCCUCAACUGUUAAGGCUCACUUAAGGUGCAAUGAUGAGACCUUCCACCAUUUUUUUGUGUCCCUCUAUUUGUCUCAUUUACUUCUUUUGGUCUUUUGGGUGCCUUUGUUCUCUUUUGUUUGAAUAUUUUUCGCGACAAAAAUAAAUAGUAAUAAUGUACAAGAAAAAAUAGAAGUGAACAUUCGAGACAUUUAUCUUAUCAUUUUUCUUUACUGCAGUCCCACAGUGGAUAUGAUCCGAAAAAUAAAGCAUGUCCUGUUGUGGCUGCCACUGGAAAUAUUUCACAAGUUCAUUGUAAUGAAUUUCUUCCUUUUGUCUGCGUGAGGAGGCCAGGUAAAUCAGGCACAAUAUCAUAAUUGAUAAAUGAAUUCUAUCGUUGUAUUAAAUCAUCAUGCUAGAUGAAUAUCGAUACAAAAUCAUUCAACCUCAUCGAAAUGCCUUGUCGAAAUGCAGCAAUCCCCAAUUGAUAGCUUGACUGUUCAUUUAUAUGUAUUAGUGACUCUAAAUUGAAAGACAAAACCGUUAAACUUUCAUCAUCAUAGCUGCCAUGAGCAAAAUGCUAGUAUUAUAAUUAUCAUUAUGGCGCACUCUGUCGAUAAUUUUGCCUCGUAUAGCGCGCUAUAUCAUCAUUGCCAUUGUUAUUAUUAUGACAAUGAUAAGCACUUCUGUACAUAACACCGCGCCCAUAGAAGCAUAUUUGUCUAUGGGUCUAUAACUUGUAUUUCCUCUCGUAGAAUAAAUAGAAGGAUAUCCAUUUACGUUAAAUAUUUCUGCAAGUACUAUAUCACAGCGAAAAUCGAGGGGAAGGGAGGGUUUCCAUUCAGCCCUCUCCCGUGCCCUGUAACCCGGCGGGGGUGACACCAUGUUUCAGGGAUAUACCUUCGUGUGAAGGAAGCAGGUACCAACUGGAUAAACUUCUUUUUGGCUUCAUAGUUAUCCUCUGCCCGAACAGCUGUUUCCAUAAUGGGGACUGUAUAGGUGCCACGUGUUUUUGUUAUCCCGGAUGGACUGGAGAAGACUGUUCCAAGUUUCACUGCCAUGACUUGCAUAACUGUUCUGGUAAAGGUGAAUGCAUGGGUCCCAAUGUAUGCAAAUGCUACCCCGGAUAUUUAGUAAGUGGCAUUUCUUUUCAAUUCCAUGAUAGCUCAUAGCUGUGUUGACUGUUGCGAGUUUGAUACCAAGCUAACAGGGCCACUUUUAAAGAGCUGGUAUCAGUAUUGGCUGGAUAGAAACUAGAUUUGUGCAGCUGGUUGUGUGUGGGCGAUUUAGUGUGCUCUCAGCAAGUGAUCAAGAGUGUUAAACUUUAUCUCUUAGAAAUCAGAUCUCAAGCGUCUUUAUGAUUUAUGUAAUAUUCAUCUUCAACAUCUAAAACUCAUAUGAAAAUUUAUCUGAAAGCGCGUUUUGAGAUUCCACGGAAAAUCUUCUUAAGUGUGACAUAAUUUGACGAUGGAUACCAUCAUUUUGAAACAACUUUGUUAGGCUGUCGCUUACGUGUAAUCACAAGGCGCGCUUAAAAAAAGCUGAUGCUCUAGUUAUCGUAAAAAUCCCCUUUUUUUGCUGCCCCUACUUUAUUUAGAGAGAUCGCCAAGAAAUGGAAGAAGGAGGAGUGAGAUCAUGCUAUAAAUUCCAGCACAUCUGGACACAAUUUUGGAAACACUAGAUUAAUUUUUGGAAAUUUAGUCGCCAUUUAGGACUCUAAAAAUAUCUUUAACAUCCUAAUCUGAUUAAAAAUACACCAGUCAUUGUACUUUCAUAGAUUUACAACAAUUGUGUUCGAAACCCAUCGGUUUUGUCUCUGAUCGCACGAGAACAGUAGUAAUUACCUUUUCGAAAUAAACCUAGUGCAGGAAAGUUUCUGGAUGUUUCUGCAGGGUCUUGGCUGCACUUACUCCUUCUGUGGAAAAUACGAAAGUUGUGCUGAUUGCGUGACAGACCCGUUUUGUGGAUGGUGUGACAGUUCACGCUCCUGCCUCGGAGGUUUUGCCGCAGGACCUCCAGUAAUAAGUUGUCCCGCUUGGUUUUACCACCACUGUUAUACAGUAGGAGACGAACUUUGUUCACAUGAUAUAAUGGUAGGUGAAGAGUGAAACGAACGGUAUAGUAGAUGGACAUUCACGUUAUAACAAGCAGAAACCAUUAACAGAUCAACCAUUAUACACACGGUCAUAAUUAUUCAAACACAGAGGUGAGACACACCACGAAUAGUUAAAAGUCUAAUGAUGGUUUUUGCAUAAGCAUUCGUCACACCUUUCCUCUUAUAGAAUAAUAAUUUUAAAAAGCUAAAGCAAAACAAACAAACUUCACCGCGUUAAUUGUAAAAUCUGGCCGUCACGCCAACACGUACUCUCGAAAUCUUGCCGGGGGUCUUCUUUCUAUCUGCGAUCCUAUGUGGAACUUGCACUGUGUGUGUCCAGGCAAUACUGUUCCAGAAAUACUGGAGAACGGUGUUUCCUAUGGAACGAUGGUCUGGCUCCUAAAAGGAUUCUCGCUAGUUUUAAUAAUGUCACGCCGAUUUCUCCUAUAAAUUAUACUUCCAGACUUGAAAAGGAAACUAUGAGAACCCUUCGAAUCCAGACAGGUAGCUGGUGUCCAGACCUUUUGCCCAGGUAGUCUCAUUCGCACUAUUUAGCCCUGGGUCGUUUUCUGUUGAGUGGUUCCUUAGCCCGAGACGUGCGAUAGGCCAGACAAACGUCACACUUAGAGACGUAUCUGAUGCAGUUCUUGGCCAGAACGGGUACUCUCGAACUCUUCUCAAGCAUCCUUCUAUUCCUAUGUGUGUAGAAUGUGCAACAGACAUUAGUUCCCUGCGCAUACAAUUGGGAACAACCAAACGAGCACCCUUGAAAACCAGCACAUCUUGUACUAUUAACUCGUCACGCAAGUCAAAGCAGAAUCGCAAACACUCAGGAACAUCUGACUUUCUUUCUGGCUAGCCAUUUUGAAUGGCACCACGAGGCUGUUUCAAAACUGGAUCGCUAGCUGGAUCGCUGUGCAUAGUUUUCUUUCGUAGGGGUUAAGGCUCUUGAAGCACACGCCAAGGGCUGCCCACUUUGAAUUAACACAGCGCUAAGACCAUGUUGAGGCGCAUCACAUUGGAUCGUAACCUUCUCUCGCAGGUUGUAAUAACGGAGUAUUGGUGUCACAGACACAGCUUCUUUGAGUUGCUCAAAUGCUCUCUCUCAUGCAGCUCGUCCCAGUGCUACUUCACGUCUUGGCGGGUGAGGUCUCAGAGAGGUUUGGUGAUACCUGAUAAUCGGGGCAGAAAUUUGCUGAGGUACUGAACCAUUCCUGGGAUACGCUGCACACCUGUAACACUCUCUGGUCGGGGCAUUUCAUGUAUGGCUCGCACUUUCGCUGGAUUUGUUCGAAGACCUUCACUGGUUGCCACAUGACCGAUGAACGGAACUUCUCUCACUUUGAGCUGCAACUUGUCGCUGUUUAAAUGGAUUCCACGCUCUUCACAUCUCUGAAGGAAGGCUGAAAGACUCUUGUCGUGAUCCUUUGAGGCUGCUUGCAAUGACUCACCAUAACCAACAACAACAAAACCAUCUGCUAUGAUUUCAACUCCGUUCAGUCCCUCGAUCAAUUCGUGCGUCUUGCGUUGAAAAAUUUCAGGCGCAGACUCGAUUCCAAAGGGCAUCCUUUUCCAGUAAUAACGACCAGAUGGCUUGUUAAAAAUAAUUAAGGACGAUGACUGCUCGUCAAGAAAAACGUGUCAGAACCCACAGGCAACAUCAAACACAGUAAAUACUUUGGCUCCAUGAAGCCUAGAAGGUCCAAACAAACGCGUAAGGUACUAUUUGGCUUUGGCACAUUAACCAUUAAACUAAUCCAAGGCGUGGGCGUUGUCACACGAGCUACAAUUUCUCGGCGUUCCAAGUCUUCUAAAGUAUCUCAUAGAAGUUCACGAAUGCCAAACGGUACUCGGCAAGGAGAGUGUUGAACUGGGUUCACUUUUUCAUCCAGCUCCACGUAAUAUUCGCCAGGAAGUUUACCAACUCCAUCACCGAAAACAGGAGGAAAUUUUUUGACCAACUGGUCAGCGGACAAAGCAGGCUCGGCAGCAGACAGAACAGACUCGGUUGGUGCAUCAUGCGCAUACACGUCACCAUCAGAGGUCUGGGAAUGAUUCAACUGGUUAUUGUCCAAGUACUUGAUGCUUUUUAUUCCAAGACAAGCUUUCCUUGAAAGCUUUCUUUGAAAACGAAGAAAAUUUCCUGUAUCCAAUUUUAAUGUUACAAGCUGCGAAUCAUCUACGGUCACCACACACCAAAAACUUCGUCUAAAAAUUCAUCCCCCAGUUAAUAGACACGACUGCCUCGCUGCGACGGUUUAGGGGCUGAUCCAAAACACACGUUCGCGAAAUGGUUUUGCUUUUUACACCUUAUACACCUUUUUUCAAAUGCUGGACAGUUUUCACGCUUUGACAAAUCAUGCAUACGCCCACAAGAAUCACACGUUUUCUCUCGGGAGUCAGCGCCUCUAGGGAAUUGGCCACGUCUUUUUUCCCUUCUUUAGGCUAUUUAGAAGAGGCAUUUACACCGCUCGGAUCUGAAUCCCUAAUGAUGGCACCUCCAACAAUUCAUCUGUUGAAUCAUUGUCUCGUGUGCCCGACAAAUUUCAUCAGUUUUCUGCAGUGACAAAUUUUUUUCGCGAAACAAUCUAUCUCGUACCUUUCAAUCCUGAAUUCCGAAAACAAGCUUUUCCUGUAAAAUUUUAUUUUCCUUCAUGGUUUCAAAUUCACAUCGAUCAGCUAAUUGUCGUAGGGUUGUCCGAUAAUGGUCAUACGAUUUUCUCCCUUCUUGCACUCUAGAGUAAAACUUGUAUCUUUCAAAAGGAACAUUCUUCAGCGGCUGGUAAUAAGCAGCAAAACUCUCUAACACCGGCUGUCUUCUGUCACGGUUAUCAUCGCCAACCGUAAACGUCGAGAAAACGUUUCUAGCUUCGGCUCCGAUCACCGUGAGCAACGUUGCAAUUUGUACGGUAGAGGGUUCCUGAUGUAAUUUCAUAGCUACCGAAUCAUUUCUUCAUGCUUCCUCAAAUUCAUUCCACUUUUCUGCCGCGUUUGAAUCAUGGACAUUAAGCAGUGUUGGCGGCUCGCACUCGAAACAUCCGUAGACGAACUCGAAGACUGCUCAGCUUCUCCGCCUCCCGGCAUUUCAGCAAAAAUAGUUUACGCAGGUUCGGUAACCUGAUAAGGUAUGGAGGCGUGGGUUCGAAUCCCACUCCUGACACUAUGAAACGAACGGUAAAGUAGAGAGACAUUCACGUUAUAACAAGCAGAAACCAUUAACUGUUUUAAUGUAAUAGUUGAUCAACCUUUAUACACCGUCAUAAUUAUUCUAACACAGAGGUGAGACACACCACGGAUAGUCAAAUUCUAAUGAUGGUAUUUGAUAAUGUGCACGAGAAUUCGUCACAAUGAGGAGAAAAAAUAUAAUUCAUGGUGCCAACACAUCAACACCAUGCUGCACUCAAUUAGAUAUAAGUAACCAAUGCAAGGGAGACGGGAAGGGGCGGUACUAGCGAGUGUUGCUUAUCAGUUAGUUAGAUAAUUAUUUCUGAGUUAUCUUUUGCUUGUUUGUUUGCUUCAUGUUUCAUGCUGCGCUGUUUUAUUCUUUUUUAUUUUACUAUCUUAAAUCCUGCGGCCCCUGACUAUCAGAGCACUCUCCGCUUCAGAUACAGAACAAACGAGCAGUAGUUUUACCUGAAUUGCAUACCGCUUUAUGCUCAUAGCCCUCUGUGUUUUGCUAGGUUUUCCUACCAGUUUAUCGAUAUCCACUUGUACUGCUACGCGCAAAAGGACUACGUGAAAUUGCGUUGCGCAAGAAUGCCGGACAAAACAUAUGCGCUGCCAAUGCAUUAUAGUCUCCGGGCACGAUGACUGGUAGAAUAGCUCAAAAUACUACGCUCCUCAAUGUUCCAUGUUUAUCGUUACACGAUAAGGGUUUCCACAUAUAUUUUCUUAAACAGAGGGUGAAUUGUGGAGGUAGGCAUUGCAACUUCAAAGAUGGAGGAGCAACCAUUGAAUCCUGUCAAAAAUGCAGCGAUCUUGAAGGAUGUCACAAAAUCACAGUAAGAUUUUUAUCUUUCUUUUUCGUUCCUUAUCGUUGCUUAUUAAAUUUAGUGACAGUUUAAGAUAGUCUUCAUGGGCAAAAAACUGAGUUGAAAGUAAUGUUACAUAUAUCUAGGUGCAAAUAGCAACUAUCAGUAAGUUGUAGCAAACUCUGUUGAUAGAACCAGUUAAUCUCACUUGCAGUAUCAUUACUAGUAAGUGCGAAAAUUUAGCAUGAAACACUUUGUUUGAAAUAAAAACAGAAUAUUUGACCUGUGGUAGUAUAUCUGGUUAGAAAUCUCUACAGACCUAACUCCUACUAUUUACCGACUACAUGGCGCCGUCCCCGUAGUGUACCCCUUUGGCCAUACAUGUAGGUCGAAGAUAGUAUUAAUCUGUUACCUAUUAAACCUUAUGACAGGAAGACAACCAAUGCAGAUCGUGGAAUGAGACUAAGUGUCCAGGCGGGAAAAUUAAAGUGAAUUAUACAGAUCCCCAAAGGAGAAAUAAUGUGGAAUUUGCUAAAAACGUGAAGUUUGUGGAGCCAAACGAAACUCUCCUUUACGCAUGUCCAGUAAUUUUGCCAAAUCAGGAGAGGGUGUCGCUAGUUUUAGUUGCACCAAAAGUCCUGAAAGUUCAAAAGGGUGAUGUACUGUGUAGUCCUCAGGCAGGAGGUAUUAUGCAUAAGAUUGUCAAAGAAAUCAGCGAUGGUAAGUGUAAUGACCAUAAAUGUCUGUCACAACCUUUACAUAGUCCUCGAUCACAUCGAUCAUUUGAAUACUUGAGAUGGAGUGGUUUUAAAAAAGCAUUGCGUUAAUAAUUCUUUGUAGGGGUAUGGGCGAAAUAAGUGAUCAGUACUGUAAGUGGCUGACAUUGGCUUGCUACCAAGUGUCGCUGGCAAAGUUUUCCCAAUUUUUCCCAAGAACUGUACUCUAUGUAAAUAUCAAAUGUAAGAUAAGCUAUCCGGUUGCCGUUGUGAAUUGUUUGAGAUCUUACUGGACCGCGACUUGCAUUUGGUACACGUAAUGGCGAAGACAUCUCUAAAACAUACUUAAUUUCAUUCAAUGUUCAAAUUUAUUAUUUUCUCGAAAGGUCCUUUUCAAUUGAUGUUGAGCGCCCCAGCAGGUUUAGAAGAGGUUAUCAAGUAUGCGGACUUUAAAGACGAAGUAACUGCAGUGCAAGUAGACGACGACUCGACGUUUGAGGACGAGCCUAACCAAGAUGACCUGCGGGACAUUAUUACAGGCAACAUUACGUUCGAUGAGGGUCGGGUAAUUGCGCUUUCAAAUGGUAAGUAAACAUUUUUGUAUCAACCAGCUUAAAACUUCUUAAAUGACUGAAGAUCAUUUAGUUAUAUCUACGAUUUAAUGCGUUGUAUAACACCUCAUAAGUGCAUGAAAGACACACAAUGGAGCAAGCAAGCACAGAUACGAUAAACACAAAAUAGACCAUCAGGACCUGCAAGAUAUUUCCGGUUCGAAAAGUCAUACUCAACUCAAGGAAAUUCAAACAGUUUUCUUAAUUAUUAUUUUAGAGAUAUACAAGUGCCUAGGUCACACGUAUGACACUGGAAACAUCAUUGUCCACUCGUUUUACCUGGUAAUAGAAAAGAACAACACCAUCCCAAAGAAAGGUGACAUACUUGUGUCCAAUACCAGUGAUGGUUUCAUCGAGACUGUUGUUAAAGUUCAUAGAACGAACAACACCGAUUACUUGGAAACGAAAUUUCAGAGAUGUGAAUCAAACUCUCAUUGGACAGGCACAAGGUAUUUGUAUAAAUGAUUACUCUUUGUUUUUAUCUCAGGCGGGUCGAAGUUGAGACGAUGGCAUAUUUGCACUAGUGUAAUUGGGGUAUGAGACAUUUGACAGCGAAAAAAGGAUCACCUUCUCUCCCCAAAACGCAAAGAUUUUCCGUAAACUGCACCUAGAAAACUGUUGAAUAAUGACCAUAUUAGCAUUGUUGUUCAAGACUGACAUUUUUGCUUAUUAAACCAGCAUGUAUUUUUAUUAACUUUCCAUGGACUUUUUAGAUACAUGAAUGACUUUAUGGGGUUGGCAAGCCUUAGCAUGAUUACUGGUGACUCAGUAAUUUACUUAUCGGACAUCAAUUUGAUAAAUAUCUUUAGCAACAAAAGUCCCAAAUGAUCGAAUGAAGGCAGUCCAGCUGGCUACUGAAAAGCAUGACCGAAAAACCGAACUUGUUCGAAACCACUUCUGCCCAUCAAAUUUUAUUUACAAAAUUAUUGUCCAUAGAACUAAAAUCUAUCUACAAUUAUUGUGCGUGAAUUUCGUUUGAACCGGUGACUAAGUUGUUAAAGUGUAAGAGAUCCUGCCCUAAAAUUCAAGACCUUGGAUGCCACGCUCGACUAAUUCUUAAGUUUUCGUUUGAGUUAAUUUACUUUUACUUGCUCCCACAAACCAGACUACAGGAAAGUAAAACAAGGCUUUCUGGGUCAGUAUCCUGUAGCGGAGGGGACAACAACGAAGGCCUUGUUCUUUCAAAACCAGCAGAGGAUGGAGGUCGGCAGUUUUUUGUCAAUGACUCAAUUAUUGGAAGACCUAGUGGAGCCUUCAUUGUAAAGGUAAUGUUCGUUUAAGGUUCGAGUUAGAUUAACAAAUUAAAGCACGACCAUCUUAAGUAAGCAAAAUGGAGGGAUCACUGAAUACUUACUAAGACUUAGCGUGGUCGGUUGCAAAGAGUGCUUCCACCGUUCGGAAUAUGGAGUAUCAUUCAGGAACUACAGAAUUAUAGCAUGUCUCUUAAUAGAGUGACAAGCCAACUCAACAAAACUUCAGGAUAUUAAUUUCAAUAGGCUUGCUAUUACUCUUGCUAUCUUCAGGAGUUCCCCCACUCGGGGAAAGAAAUAAGUAUCAUAAAAUUCAUGACUCGAGAUUUUUUGGGUGCGUUUACUCUAGCUUGAAUUUAAGCCAGGUGAAGCUGUGAUAGUUGGCCUGUGUGAUUUGUUUCAUCGUCGUCAUUUUUUUAAAGCUAGUUUUGUAUUUGGUAAUCAUCUGAGCUAACUCUACCACCUUAUAUCAUCUCAAACCUUAGGUUGUAGAAGUCUACUCCAGCGGAAAUUUUCUUCUGGUGGAAGUAAUACCUGCCAAAUUGGACGGAAAUGGAACCAUUACUACAACUGUAGAUAUAAACAUACUGAAAGGCCACAACAGACGAAGUAGGCGCUCAACAGGAUACGAUUUCGAAUUGGCAAGUUUUAAACCCGACGGAAUACAUCACAGGGUACAGCAUCUUUUAAUAGUUCUGCAAAAGUAUUGUAACAAACCAGAGAAUUAGGUAAAUGCUAUGUUAAUGUUAUCUAUCUAAAUCUUCUCAAUUUCUCCACAAAAUUAUGUCCUGCAAAAUUUUUUCUUUUUUCUCAGUUGCUGUCAACGGAAAGCGCCAAGGUACAAGUCUCUUUCGAAAUGUUUUUCGAACUGACUAUGUUUCUUAAGAUAGAAAAACAGCGGUACGGAUUCGGAAUAGAGGACGCGACUGUUGGCCUGGAGUUAGAGGGGAGAUUGGAUUCCUCUCUGGAAUUUAGUGUUGAUAGGGAGUUGAGGUAAGCAAAUUUAAUUUAACCCCAAGAUUACUCCGAUUUAUUCGUUCGGCAAAAGAAAUUAAUAAUGUAAAAUGAAAUCUAAGAAACUGAUGUUAUGAUGGAGAGUUUUUUCGUUUUUUUUGCGAUAAAGCCAACAUUUUCCUUUUAAAAUUAAUUCUUGCGUGAUUCUUAAAGUUGAUCCUUGUGUGAUUUUGCGGUCCAAUAUAGUCAGCCUACGAGCAAAAGAAGACUUAGCUGAUGGGGAUUAAUUAAUCAUCCUUUUCAUUUUUGUCUACAGAUAUAACAAAGACCUAACCAUCAUGAAACGAAAACAGCUCGGUCGUUCAAUUUACAUUCCCGUUGGGCCAAUUAGAAUCCCUGCCGGCAUCUUCUUGGAAAUAACAGGAUAUGCAUCUGCUGGAUUAUCUGUAAGUUGGCGGUUCAAUUCUUACGUGCUAAACUUUGACCACUGACCUUGGAAACAUUACGGCUCUCUCAUUUAAUCUCUAUUAUAAAAAACCAUUGUCAUGAAACACUUCAAUAAGUUAACAUAAGCAAUUACAUUUCCUCCAUCUUGCCUACUAUUUAAUGAUUCUACAUUGCAGCAGCAAUAUAUACUUUCGAGUAGGGAAGAAAAAUAUCGCCUAAAUACGAAGGGGUUGAAUUAAUUUUCUGGCUUUUCUUCCUAGGGAAAAAUUUCUCGUUCAUUAUCAGUCAGCGGAAGAGUCUCUCUCGGAGGCGAAUGCUGUUGGAGCCGUGGUAGUUGCUACAAAACUGCUGAUACUGUAAGGGAAGAAAAAUUACACCUAAAGUUUUCAGUUUAUUGAUCAUUCAAGUGUUAGAUGUACUCUAUAAACGUUUUUCCGUUUGACUGGUCUCUAUCUGUUGACAAAAUGACGGCCUGUACUUCUUGCUCCGGUGUCAAGGAUUGCAACACCGCUAAUUUUUCACUAAACUGUUCCAAAAUCAAGUGAUUUCUGAGCUUUUGCGCAAUAAGCACCGUUAUAGAAUGAUGGGUUUUUUGUCUUUUCUUUUAUCAUGACUUCAAUCAGGUUAAAACUUAUUUGGACUUUCAAUUGUGAUAAUUUCUUUCAACGUUCGUCCUCUUGACAUUCGUCUUGUCAAUCAUCAUCUUGCUAAGAAAAUGGAGGCCUACCGUUCUCGCUUUGCAUUUAGGAUAGAAAGGGGCUUUUUUUCUUUCGGUAGGGAAGCAUCAAAUCACACGACUCAGUCUUUGAAAUUCUGCAUUCUUUAUUUGGCCUUGUUCUCCUCAUCAGCAUCGUUCUCCUUUCCUUAUUCCUCUCUUUUCAUCUCUCCAUUUUUUUCCCGUUUUUUCUCCGUUUGAGAUCACAUUUUAUCCAUUUUUGACAUAUCACUAAUUAAUAUAGGUUACUCUUCGCAAAGACUGGAGCAGCCCAGAUCCGCAAUUGGAAGCUGGAGCAUUCGUCAAGAUUACAGUGACACCCAAAAUCUCAGUGAAACUGCCAGCGUUUCCAAAAUCGCAAUCAAAGGCAAUCAAGACAUCAGAUUUUCGUUUCUUUGACGAUUUAGGUGAGAUCAAUCAAAUUAUUCUUUCGUGCGGCCUACUUCUAUCCAAUUUUAACCAAAGUUCCUGAUUAUAAGUAAGAUAAAGUUUACGUCAGGUAAGGUUCAGUUAAGAGGUAGUUGCAUUUAAUUCUAAUUUGGAAAACGCUCUAUUUUCAACACUAGCUACCCCGACCAUACGUUCUAGUCUUAUAACAGGGUUUAAUGAAGAUAAUUUUGUUUCAGUUGAAGCUGUUUUUGAGUAUUUGGACGUUUCCAUGGAGGUAUCUGUAAGCGUACCACUAGAAGCUGGUCUGAACAUACAGCUUCCCUCGUCACAAUGCAGUGGAAACAAACCUGCUGAAUUGGAAAGCUUCUACGGAAUUUCCGGUGUAAAUCUCUGUGUCUCGGUCGAAUUUCUUAAAAAACAAUUGACACUUGAACUUCCUUUGGGAUUUUCUCAGAGAAAACGCUACUGGUAAAAAAAACCUUCACAUUUUAUACAAACAACCUGACUCCUGACAUAUAGAUUAGUGACACAAAGAAGUAAUAACUAUACACUCACUUUUGUUAAUGAAACUAACUGGCUUAAAUGCACGAGCAAAAGGAGGCUAUAAAUGAAAAAAAUGAUAUCCCUACCCCUGCAAAUGUAAUGCAAUGCUUAUGAACAAAGUGGGAUCUUCCCUAGCUAAUGGA
This is a messenger RNA of Pocillopora meandrina, 26556 nucleotides long. Lineage: Eukaryota; Metazoa; Cnidaria; Anthozoa; Scleractinia; Pocilloporidae. The record is from the annotation of a GenBank genome assembly.